Molecule: messenger RNA, 3343 nt
Organism: Osmerus eperlanus (European smelt)
Lineage: Eukaryota; Metazoa; Chordata; Actinopteri; Osmeriformes; Osmeridae
Gene: sec16b
Product: SEC16 homolog B, endoplasmic reticulum export factor
Exons: 23
Coding region: 543-3116 (857 amino acids)
Biological process (GO): autophagy; Golgi organization; COPII vesicle coat assembly
Cellular component (GO): ER to Golgi transport vesicle membrane; endoplasmic reticulum exit site
Source: RefSeq, a predicted model, not a curated record
CUACUUUGUGACUUUUACCAAAUUGUAGUUGAAAGUUAGAUUUUCUUACAAUUUACACUAUUAAUAACAAACAGUAGACUAAACACAGAAAGACUGAAUUAGAUUGAACUGAGUUCACUGCAGAAAAGAAAGCAUCAAUUUGGCAUGCGUAUUCAAGGGUGUGGAUCAAUCUCAUCCCUAGACUACAUUCAAAUGAGCUAAAGAUGCUAUCCGGAAUCCCUCUUUGUGCGUGGUAUGUAGGCUGUCGGCUAAAAACUAUGUGCAGAUUUCACAAUUUUGCAUGAAUGUUCUGAACCUUAUUUGUUUUUGCUUAAUUGUAGGCUAUAAUCUAACUGAAAAAGGGCGCGUCAGGGCUUCUCAGUGAUAUCACUGGCGCCUUUGCACUUUAUUCUCUCGUGCGUUAUCUACAAGUCCAUGGGUCGUCUCAGUUCAUGUUGUGUUUUGAGGGAAAUGAUGUGGCACAUGUACUUUGACUGCAACUGGGAACGCAUGUAAGCAUUCUUAACACUGUUUGCUAAGAUCUCUGUAAGAGAGACAGUGGGAUGGACCCCAGAGGAUACCAGUGGCGGCAGUCUGACCCUCACUCCCAGAGACCCAAACUCCCAGACGACUUCCACCGCCCCACUCCCCAGGGAGGUGGAUACUACCCACCACCUGACCCGAGACAGAGGGACCGGCAAUGGCUUCAACCAGACCCCCGCUACAUAGCUCCCCUCACCAGCCCUCCACCCAGACCAGAGUACCCACCCCUCUACAGCUCUCCGCAAGCCAGAGCUGCAUAUGGCCAUGACAGACCAGAACACGCACUCCCUAGACCUCAUUCCAGGCAUGGCUAUGACCAUCCACCCCAAGGCUUCUGGAACUACAGGGAGGACUACAACCACUACGACCCUAGUUAUUACACAGGCUUUUAUGAAUAUCCAGACGCGGGUCAAUGGACUUCCCAGGAGUCCAGGAAGGCCGACCCGUACCAUGACAGGAGGUACAAGCAGGAGCAUGCUGGGAGUGCGUCUGUAGAACAGUCCAGGUAUGACCAUGGGAGAGGUGGUUUUCAGCACGAUUCCAGCAGACAUGAGGGUGAUCAAGCUGGGGAGAACAGCGAUGAUUAUGGAGAGGCUUUCUAUUACAACACGGGCACACUGGCAAGCUCCAAAACCUCAGGACUAUCCUCCAGUAGUUAUGAGCUGAGUCAAUACAUUAACGGCGCCGAGACAAGCGACUCUGCAGAGAUGACAGCAAACACAGAGCGUGUUGUAGUGCCCCAGGUGACUGCCCCUCUGAAAUACUCCCUGCCUCACGCUGUGGUCAGCUUUGGGCCAGCAGGCCAGCUCGUACGGGUCAACCCGGGACUGGUGACGCAGGGAGACCCAGGCCUGCUAGAGAUCCACAGCCUUGAGGUCAUUCUAGGUGAAACACAAGAACAACAGGAAAUGAGAGAUUUUCCUGGGCCUCUGGCCAGGGAGGAUCUUCACAAAGUGGACGCUAUCUCAUUCGCCCUCCAGAGGGCAGAAGCCUGCAUGAGAGAUGACAAAACCCAGGACAGAGAGUCUGCUACACUCUUGUGGAAUUUACUGAUUCUACUAUGCAGACAGAAUGGACGCAUCGUUGGUUCCGACAUCGCAGAACUGCUCCUGCAGAACUCUUCAGGAGCCUGUGGGCCAGAGCCUCCCACUCUGAUCGACCUGAGAGAGGACCUCGGUCCGGACACGGAGGUGCCUGAGGGGCAUGACCUCCUGACAGGGCAUGGGGCCACACCCAUUUCAGAACAUUCACAGCAGGCACUGGAGGGCUAUACUAAACUCCUCCUAGCUGGCAGGAAGAAGGAAGCCUUGGAGGCGGCCAUGAAGACCGGCCUGUGGGGCCACGCUUUGUUUCUGGCCAGCAAGAUGGACAACAGAUCUUAUACAACCGUGUUGAGCAGGUUUACAGGCCAGCUAGCAGCUAGCGACCCUCUCCAGACCCUCUUCCAACUGCUCUCUGGGAGGAUCCCUGCUGUUUCCACGUGUUGUGGAAAUGAGAAAUGGGGAGAUUGGAAGCCACAUCUGGCCGUAAUGUUGUCCAAUGAAACGGAGGAUGCUGCAACGCACCAGAAAUCCAUAAUGACAUUAGGCGACACACUCUCCUCUCGAGGCCUGCUACACGCGGCUCAUGUGUGCUACCUGACAGCCGGUGCCCCUUUCGGUGUGUACACGUCUAGGACAGACAAGCUGGUUCUUCUCAGCAGCAGCCACAGUCUUCCAUUCUUGCAGUUUUCCACAAAUCAGGCCAUUCUGUGUACUGAGUUGUUUGAAUACUGCCAGAAACUUGGUGAUAAGUCCUUCUCUAUCCCUUCCUUCCAGGUGUACAAGUUCCUGUAUGCGUGUCGCUUGCUCGACUGGGGGCUUGUGUCCCAGGCUUUCCAUUACUGCGAGGUAGUGGGCGGAGCUCUGAUCGGACAGCAUGAGCCUAGCCUGGUGCUUCUGGGAGAGGUUGUUAAGCUGGCAGAGAGACUGGGCCACUGGGAGAGACAGCUCAGCGCAGCAGCUGGCAUCCGGCCCGGUCCGGAUCCUGAAUGGCUACGGCAGCUGCGACUCAAGCACCAGGGCAUGCAGAUGGGGAGCAAUGGUUGGAGUAAGCCUCAGCAGCACCCUGCUGAUUGCUCAUUGGCCUACGAGGAGAACACGGUUUAUUCAGAAGCAGGUGACUCGUCUGACUGUGGGGAAGUGACCGGGACGAGGCUGAGCCCACAUGUUGACCUACUUGGCUCCAGUGGAGCAGAAAUGGAGCAGGCCCCCAUACAGCAGGUCUUCCCCUCCCCAUCCGUCAUGCCUGACAUGCAGCCAGCAGUGCCCCUUGUACCUCUUGGGGGCCAAGACUGCAGUUACCAUAAUGCAGGUGGUGCUCACGUCCGCCCUGCCCCUCUGCAUCCGGUGUGGCGGGAUGGUCCCUGUGGAGUGAAUUCGGGGACUGAAACCUCCUUCAGUGCACGCAAGAGCCGGCAUGUGACUGCAAAGAUGCAUGCUGGGAUGCCUGUCACAAGGUAUGGACAUGGACAGUCGACGGAAUCGGCAGAAGUCCAACCAAAACAUAACACCCCAUCUGGAUGGUUUAGCUGGUUCAAAUCACAGCCUCGAUAAUGAGAUUGACAAAUGAGACCGUCUGCAUUGCUACAACGGAGUCUCCGCCCACUUCUCUAUCCUCUACCCCGCCCACGCCCAUCAUCAUAGGCUGCCCAGCUAUAAUGCCUUAUGGACCCUCCUCUACAUGGCUCAACCCUCUUAUCAGGAAAGCAUAGCCUUGCUAUUUAAUGAUAGAUAACUGAAUGUAUCGAUCGAGUAUAAUUAAACUGUACUGCUAUUUACAA